Messenger RNA from Nicotiana tabacum (common tobacco), 1835 nucleotides. Lineage: Eukaryota; Viridiplantae; Streptophyta; Magnoliopsida; Solanales; Solanaceae. The record is from RefSeq and is a predicted model, not a curated record.
CCAAGUUCCACUUUCUCCGAUUGCUUACACAUAUGUCCUCUAAAUUGACCUGUCUUUAGCUUACACUUACCUGUUUAUAUAUGUCAAUACUUUACUUUCUUAUGUGACAUCUGAUUUUUAACUUGCUAUUAGCGAUUGGAUACAUCUUAUUCUCUUUCCUUUAACUAUGCUUCAAGCAUAGUAUAUAACUGGAUAUUUCUCAUUUUCUUCCUAAUUCAUUCCUGAAAUAAUUUCAUUUUACUUGUUUUGCUGGCCAAGCUCCAUUUAUCAAUGCAACUUGAAGAAUUACUAUCAGGAUCUCUAAGUACCGGAUCGCGUUGUGGUGUUACACUCUGGUAUCCUUAUGAAAGUUCUAAUCAAUCAUGAUAUCUGAAUUCAGUCUCCUGAAACCAGAAAUCAAAUUCUUUUGAAGUUCUUUGACCAUCCACAUGGUUGAAUUUAAAAACCUGAUGGAUUUGUUUUACGGCAAACACUGUCUUAUUCGUUUUCCAUUAUUGUUGGAAUUCAAACUCAGGUAGAUAUGGUGGCAUAUGGUGGUAGUCGGAUUAGUGUUGUAGCUUCAUGAAGGUUGUGAUUGGUAAUUGUGAAUGGGGUGACAACAGUGGUGACGUGGAAAAAGAUGCUGUUCAACUUCAGCUGGAAUGUCUUGGUGAUGAGCAUGUUGGUUACCGUCGGAUGGAUCUCCCUAUGCUAAAACUCAGUAUUGUUGGUGGACGACCUUUUUCUUGUGGUGGUAGACCCUUGUUUCGGAAACAGCUUCUCAAAGCAAGGUAUGGAGUCCAUGAUAUGGAUAGGAGCGCCGAGAGAAUCUUACAAGCUGCCAUGGGCACUCCAGAGGACCAUUCACUUAUAUUCCUUGCACAUAAUGGCCCCACAGGGCUAGGUGCUAAAAUAGAUGACAUCUGCGGAAGAGACUGGUUUGUUGGAGGUGGCGACCAUGGUGAUCCAGAUCUAGCGCAGGCCUUGGCCCAAUUAAAAGAGGCUGCUCCAUAUUCGGUCCCCUUGGUCAUUUUCGGUCACAUGCAUAAACAACUUGCUUUAGGAAAUGGCUAUCGUAAAAUGAUAGUGGUUGGAAAUGAUAGUACCAUAUACUUGAAUGGAGCUAUUGUUCCCCGGGUCAGACCCCCAGCUUUGACAGCUGAAUCCGAAGGCACAUCGCGAGCCUUCACCAUCGCAGAAAUUUCAAAUGGAAGAGUGGAGAAGAUAGCAGAAACUUGGAUUUCUGUCAUCGGAGACAAAACAAGAUUAGAGGAGGAACAUAUACUGUUUAAUAGUCCAAGCAGAGGUUCUGUCACUGCCUCUCUUUUGUAGAUGAACAACACAAUGUGAAUGUGUAUACGAAUGAAUUUGUACAUGAUCGUCAUUUUGUUUGGCGUGUGUAUAAUGCAAACUUGAUCCCGGCCCCCAUGUGCAGCCCAGAAUACCAAUCUGCUUGCUUCUCUGGAAAGGAAAGAUUCAUAUGAUCAUUUGUUAUUCAAGAGUCACUUUAUAUGUACUGUCUUCAAGAUUACAUUAUGUGCCAUGAUAAACACAAUAUCAAGUUGCGCGCUUCUGUCAUAACGAACUCUGUAGCUGGAGGAGAGGGAGACAUUUACACACUACCCUCGACGAAGAGCAUUGGGUUGUUGCAGGUCAGGUUUUAUUUUAAAUUUUGUUAAGUCUAUAUGAACUGUUUAUAAUGCUACAUCAGCUUUUGGUAGCCACUAGCCAGAACUUGGACAAAUCCGGCCAAGGGACUCUUAGUGUGAUAUGGGUAUAGAAAAGUGACUUUUCUGUUGUAAAAUAAAAAUGACUUUACCAUAUAAUUUUCAAUAGUUGAGUGUCCGUUUGAGCAA